AUGGGCACCAAUCGCCUGAAAGUCAUGGUCGACGCUUUCCAUCCCAUUGUUGACGUCUUUUCAGCCGCAUUCGAUGAGCCACUUUCUAAGUUUUAUCCCGACGGCGCGGGAUUCGAUCCGUGUAAUUUUCGCAAUACUCCGGAGACCCUUCAAGCUUUGAUGAAGUGGCUGCCCGAUAUCGCCAAACAAGUCGUGAGUCGGACUUGCCAAGACGCACUUGGGGCUCCGGCGGUGAAUUCCAACGCCGAGUUUGCCCAACGUGAUGGGGCUAAGCGGGAAUGGGGUGAAAAUACUUCGGAAAAGGCAAUUUAUCAUGGGGUGAUGUCUUUUCUAGCCUUUGUGUUGGCCCCAGUAAUGGCAAAUGUCCCUGAAAGCGCGUUGGAUUCCAUAAAGUUAGAAAUGGCAUGUUUCCAUCUGCUCAGGCUUAUGCACGAUGUGCCUAGAGAAAAGCUCCCAUUUGGGGGCUCAAAGGACACACUUUUGGCGGAGGUUUGGAGGAAGGACAGGGAUAUCUUUCUUCCACCAUUCUCCAAGAAUACUAACCAGGGGGGGAUUGUUGACCGGCUUUCUUUUUCUAGGAUAAGCCUCCAGCUCUUACUUCGCGCCCUAUUUCUUGCCUUUUCACACUGCUGGCGGCGGACGACAUUUUUAGCCCGGCAGACUUCGGGCAGCAGGACGAAUCGUCGGCAGUCGAGCCGUGCGAAGCGCCCCUCUUCUUCAAAGAUUGGUCGUCUGAAGGCAGUUAAGAGUGGUGAUGGGGACUGCGAAUUCAAAAUGGAAAAUACGGAUUCGUGGGAAUCGAUUGACCCUUUACUGUUGUUUUAUCCCGCCGAGUAUUACUGUCGACGGCUUGAUGCGGCCCUCGCCUUGAAGAAUGCUUUUUCGGGAUCCUUGUUAUCCUCUAGUGGUGAUGGUAAUUUAUUCAACAUUGAUGAUGUUGGCCAUGCGCGGCCACGCAGAAAAUUGCGCGGUGAUGCUAAAAAAAAACGCAAUCCGACUCAAGGGAUGCGAGGGGCCUAUGCACGAUAUGGGGACUCGCGCCGGCGGUUUCUUCGCUUGAGGGGCCCACGGUUUUUAGCGCAGGGUUGUCGUCGUGAGAGGUUAUUUUCGGAGGAAAGCAGUGCCACAACGACAAGUAGUAGUAAUGAGGAUGAAUCGAUUUCCUCUUCGUGCACAAGUGAAACGGAGGCUUAG
Molecule: messenger RNA, 1194 nt
Organism: Phytomonas sp. Hart1
Lineage: Eukaryota; Euglenozoa; Kinetoplastea; Trypanosomatida; Trypanosomatidae
Source: the annotation of a GenBank genome assembly